AUGCAUCAAAGAACUCGUUCUCCACUUGAAAGCCUCAACCUCUCCCUCCACAAACUGACUAGCGACAAUAAGAUGGCCAUGUUCCAUCUUCACCUGUCACAAGAAGCGAAGCGCCAGAGAAUACAGGACAAAAUAAUCGCAACCCAUGCUGGGAUUGAGGAACACUCAGCUGGAUAUUUGAGGCCAUGGCAACUACUGAAGCUGAAGAUCGACGCAUCUGAAAUCAACAUGAACAGCCAAGAUAUAAUCAAAUUCAAACCGUGCUUUUUCUCCCCAUUAUCGACUGACACUAUACGGAUAUGCCUCUCGAAGCAGCUAUGCAAGAAUACCUCAAAUGGAGGUAGCUUAGGCUAUGCAGGACCUGGCAACACACCCUCAAGCACAGCCACUCAGUGCCCACUGAUCCUUGAUCUCUUCCGAGAAAAAUAUGCCACCUCCGUACGCAAAGGUUUCUGCUUGGAUAACCUGACAACUCUCCGCGAGUGUGGAGCCACUAGUAAGGGCAAGUGGAAGCAGCAGCCAGGCCUCGAACUAACCGAAAAGCUUUCUACCGAGAGUUGGCAAAUACUGCGCAUUCUAGAAGACCUGGAGCAUGAAGUACCCCAUGCUGUAUGCGACAUCCGUCAGAAUAUUCAGAUCGAUAAGACGAAGGGGCUCACAGUGGCCGAAGUGAAGGCCAUUAUGAGAGUUAUGGCUGUUCGCAUAGGGCUGGACUGUUACAGACGGCAUUCGAUCAUGCCAAUUCUGGCUAUAUCUUACCUCAAUAGAAAGCAAGGACGGAUUUUGCAAGCACACCAUAAUGGAAAACGGGUUGUCAUCCAGUACACGAAAGUGCUAGAGUUUGAUGGACUUGAACAUCACCCUAUCGAGCUCUUCCUCCGCUACUACUGCAGCCAGCCAGUCGGAAAGACCGCCAAUAAGCAGAAAGAUUUAUCGUCGAGAUAG
Aspergillus luchuensis is the source of this 945-nucleotide messenger RNA. RefSeq lists its product as uncharacterized. The record is from RefSeq and is a predicted model, not a curated record. Lineage: Eukaryota; Fungi; Ascomycota; Eurotiomycetes; Eurotiales; Aspergillaceae. The coding region runs from base 1 to 945 and encodes 314 amino acids. The transcript has 3 exons.